AUGUCGUCGGUGCGUUCCGAGCCAAUAAAAUCUCGGAUGCAUAAUCCCUUUCACAAUCCAUUGCCGGCCUCAUUAUCCAAGGAGUGCAAGAAAGCCGGCAAAAUUUUGAAUUCAUUCAUCAAUCCGAAGGAAUUUGGCAGUCUCGACGGCGGGACAUUUCUGGAUGGCGGGGUACCCCGGAGCGUUCUUUCCAGGGCAAAGGGCCUUGUGAUCUUCACAUCCCUCAAAGCUGGAUUUCUGGGCUCUGUCCGGUUUGGGUCCGGGCUGAUUGUCGCCCGACUCCCUGACGGCACCUGGUCAGCUCCUUCGGCCAUUGCAACAGGAGGUAUUGGUGUUGGCGGCCAAUUCGGGAUGGAGCUGACUGACUUUGUCUUUGUCGUUAACACUGAACGAGAAAUGAACAAGUUCGCCCAGGGCGGUUCUUUGACUCUCAGUGGAAAUAUCAGCAUUGCUUUCGGCCCCAUUGGACGCAGCGGCGAGGCGAGCACCAUGGCCAGCCGUAAAGGUUUCGCGGGGAUGUACGCCUAUUCCAAAACCCGUGGUAUGUACGGCGGGCUCACGCUUGAGGGUGGCGUGCUCGCGGAGCGGGCUUCUGCCAACAAAAAGAUGUACGAGCGGAAGGUCACUCCAAAACAACUACUGGGAGGCGAGGUGUCUCCUCCGGCCGAGGCUGAGCCAUUGAUGUGCGUCCUGAGAUCGGACGUUUUCACCCUCGAGCCAACACCCGUUGAAAUUGUUCCUGAGGUCGUCUCGGGGCAACCAGAUGAACAAGCAGGGGAAUUAUCAUCACAGCGGACAACCGAGCCACCAGAAGGAAUCUUUGAGCUGCCUGCUGAAUAUCCGGCCUCUGAUGUUCCCAAUCCUCCUGAUGCUCCCAGUCCUCCUGAUUCUCUCAAUCCUCCUGAUGUUCCUGAUGUUCCCAACAUUCCCGAUGCUCCGGUUUCCCAGCCGGACACUGAAAGUACCGAGAUGGGCACUGAAAACCGGCAUGAAAGAUCGGGAAAUUCUACGGGUAACCCUAAUGAUGCGUCUCAGGAUUUGGUCACUCCUGGUGAAGCACCCGCAUGGUUAGCUGGUUUCAUAUCCAAAGAGUUUGGUCUUCCCUCAGAAGAACCUGCGCCGUCGGCAGAAAAGCCUGUUCAGUCCUCACACAAGCCAACAGCCUCUACAGCGUCUACUGUGCAGCCUGAGAAGAGCCGUCGGGCCUCACUUACUCGCAAGCCCAUACCAUCAUCUUCGGUGGAUAGUUCUGAACAAACUUCGUGGCUGGAUCUUUAG
Molecule: messenger RNA, 1278 nt
Organism: Penicillium lagena
Lineage: Eukaryota; Fungi; Ascomycota; Eurotiomycetes; Eurotiales; Aspergillaceae
Product: lipid-binding SYLF domain-containing protein
Exons: 3
Coding region: 1-1278 (425 amino acids)
Biological process (GO): actin cortical patch localization; actin filament bundle assembly
Cellular component (GO): actin cortical patch
Molecular function (GO): phosphatidylinositol binding; actin filament binding
Source: RefSeq, a predicted model, not a curated record